This is a messenger RNA of Beta vulgaris subsp. vulgaris (sugar beet), 1533 nucleotides long. Its product is annotated as protein trichome birefringence-like 4. NCBI's taxonomy places the organism in Eukaryota, Viridiplantae, Streptophyta, Magnoliopsida, Caryophyllales, Amaranthaceae. The record is from RefSeq and is a predicted model, not a curated record. The transcript is spliced from 5 exons. Gene Ontology annotation, molecular function: O-acetyltransferase activity. Bases 273 to 1484 code for a protein of 403 amino acids. Gene Ontology annotation, cellular component: Golgi apparatus.
UUGCUUGAAAAAUUAUAUCUUCAUCAAAAAGAAUAACAGGGUACAUGUUUUCUUGUUCACUCAAAGGUUACAACAGUACAUGGAAGGAAGAUAGUCUUUUUCAGAUUCACUUCCAUUAUGGUUGACUUUUCAUAAUUUUAAAGUGUAUUUAUGGCGUAUGAUACAAACUCCCUCACGUAUCAUAACGAAGUUAAAUCUACAUUGAACAAAUAACCUUCUUAACAAAAAAAAACUUUCAACAACUAUUAACAACCAUCUUUCUGUGUAAAAUCAUGACUCAAUUAUCAAACAUUUCCAUUUCUCAAAAUCUUCCAUCAACAAGAACAACAGUGAUCUUCACAUGCUUUCUCCUGUUUUUUUCUAUCCUCUUCUUACAAAAUUAUCCAUCUUCUAACACAUUUUUAUCAACAGCAUCAGCUUUAACUUCCCAACUUAUCUCUUAUUCCAACUCUGUUAUUAACCCUUCUUCUCCAAAUAACACAAAAACUUGUGAUAUAUUUGAUGGAAGAUGGGUUUAUGAUGAUUCUUAUCCGAUUUACGCACCCGGGUCUUGCUCGUACGUCGAAAACGAAUUCAAUUGCUUCAGAAAUAGCCGCCCUGAUUUUGGUUACUUGAAGUAUAGAUGGCAGCCAUAUGGGUGUGAUCUUCCAAGGUUUGAUGCAAAGAAAAUGAUGGAGAUGUUAAAAGGGAAAACAUUAGUAUUUGUGGGAGAUUCAUUGAACAGGAAUAUGUGCCAGUCUUUGGCUUGUUUUCUGAAGAUGUUUAAACCAAAAAGCUCAAGAUCUGGGGCUUUGUAUUCCUAUGAUUUUAAGGAUUAUAAUUGCAGCAUAAAGUUGAUCAUAGCACCCUUCUUAGUGCAACAUCGAUACCUCUCGAAGAAAAAAGAAAGAUUGAGGUUGGACAUCAUGGAACCUAUUAUCUCCAAGUACCAUGAUGCCGACUUUCUCAUCUUCAACACUGGCCAUUGGUGGAAUCAUAAUAAGUCCCAAAAUGGGGAGAAUUUUUUCCAGGAGGGGGAUGUUGUACACAGCAAAAUGGAUGUAGGACUAGCGUAUACCAAAGCGUUAAAAACUUGGGCAAACUGGGUUGACAAUAAUGUCAACAAGAGCAAAACACAAGUCGUAUUUCGUGGGUUUUCUAAUACUCAUUUCAUGGGUGGUGAUUGGAAUACGGGAGGGAUUUGUGAUGGAGAAAAAGAACCAAUUAAAGAUGAAAAGUUUUUAACACCAUAUCCAUGGUUAAUGCAAACACUUGAAACAGUAAUUUCUGAGAUGAAGACACCAGUGUCAUAUCUCAACAUUACCAAAUUGACGGAUUACAGAAAAGAUGGGCACCCAUCGAUAUAUCGACGUCCUGGGAAGCCAAGACGAGGAAUUAUUCAAGAUUGUAGUCAUUGGUGUCUCCCUGGAGUUCCAGACUCUUGGAACGAACUUAUGUAUGUCUCUUUGUUACAAUCCUUAGAAGGAUCCAAUAGAACUUCCUAAUUUGUAGUGUUUUACUACUAUAUAAAUGAGAAAUGAUUACCCCGCGAAA